AUGGGAAUCAAGGUGGAUAUUCCAGAAUUCGAUGGAAGGCUGAACCCUGACGACUUCAUUGAUUGGCUGAGCACUGUUGAACGUGUUUUCGACUUGAAGGACAUACCUGACAACUUUAAGAAACGAAUCCAAGAGGGGAGGUCCAAAGUCGAGACGUGGGCCAAGAUGAAGAAGCUACUACUUGACAAAUUUUUACCAACAACUCACCGCCAUGAAUCAUUUUUGGAGUACCACAACUUGCAUCAACAAAAUUCUAUAGUGGAAGACUUUAUUGCUGAGUUUGAACGAUUACAUAUGCGCUAUGGGGCCGAAGAACAGGAAGAACAAAUUAUUGCCCGGUUUUUAGGAUCAUUACGAUCCGAGAUCGCUGAUGUGGUUCAACUCCAACCCUAUUGGUCCUUCACAGACGUGUGCACUUUGGCACUGAAGGUAGAAAGACAAAAUAGAAACAAAAACAAAAUCAACCCAACCAAGCUUGGUGCCACCAAACCUGACUUGUUCCGAACCUCGUCAAGCAAACCAUCCAAUAACGUUACUAAGACCAGCCCAUUCAAAAUUGAAAUAUCUAAGUUAAACCGGUGUUUCAAAUGCCAAGGCAUAGGCCACUUCGCAAGGGAUCGUCCCAAUCAACAGCUUGUUACCCUCAUAGAAGAUUCUCAACCUCUCUAUGACAUCGAACCUCUCUAUGACACCGAACAAGAAGAAAAAGAGGAAGCGGUGGACGAAAUUAUUUAUCCAGACAAGGGUGAAGCAUUGGUGGUACAACGAGCCCUCAGCGCCACACCGACAUCAACAAGUGGCAACAUUUUAUGGUUGCGAAACAACAUCUUUCGCACUAAAUGCACAACCAAGGGUAAGGUGUGCACCCUGAUCAUCGACGGAGGGAGUUGCGAGAAUAUGGUGGCUACUAGCAUGGUAGAAAAGUUGGCAUCAGAUGUUCAACCCCACCCGGAGCCGUAUCAAUUAACAUGGCUAAGAAAAGGAAACGUGGUCAAGGUUAGUCAACGAUGCUUGGUAAAAUUCUCAAUUGGUAAUCGAUACUCCGACGAAGUGUGGUGCGAAGUCAUUCCUAUGGAUGCUUGUCAUGUACUCUUAGGGCGACCUUGGCAAUACGACAGGCACACCAAACACGACGGGUUCAAAAAUACAUACUCAUUUCGAAAAGACGGAGUCAGCAUCACCUUGGCACCCCUUGAAACUCGUGAAACAGGGACUGAAGCAUUAAUUUUAACAAAAUCCGCUUUUCUUGAUUUCAACCGUCACAUGACACCACCGUUUAUCUAUGCCCUUGUGAUAGCAGAACAAAACAAGCCACGGGCGACAACACCAAUAGUUGUUCAGGCUCAUCUUGAUGAAUUCCAAGAUGUGUUUCCCGAUGAGAUCCCAACGGGUUUACCUCUCAUGAGGGAAAUCCAACACUAUAUUGAUUUUAUUCAUGGGGCGACAAUACCAAACAAACCUGCGUAUAGAAUGAAUCCUAAGGAGUUAGGCAAUCGUAUGGACGAAUCUAAGGUGGAAGCCAUCACGACAUGGCCUACACCAUCAUCAGUUCACGAGGUUAGAAGCUUCCACGGGUUAGCUUCAUUUUACAGACGUUUUAUUAGAAAUUUUAGCUCUAUAGUAGCUCCCAUCACUGAUUGCAUCAAAGGAAGCCAAUUUAAAUGGACAUUGGCAGCUAAUAGCGCUUUUGAGGAGUUGAAGAAAAGAGUGUCUCGAGCACCAGUACUAGCACUACCGAAUUUCAAUCUUGCCUUUCAAGUUGAGUGUGACACUUCUGGUGUUGGGAUUGGUGGUGUCCUCAGCCAAGCUGAUCGCCCCAUUGCCUUCUUUAGUGAGAAACUCAAUGAAACCAGGCUCAAGUAUAGCACUUAUGACAAGGAGUUUUAUGUCAUCAUUAGGAGCUUGGAGUAUUGGCGUCACUAUCUUUUACCUAGUGAGUUUGUGUUAUAG
Lactuca sativa (garden lettuce) is the source of this 1950-nucleotide messenger RNA. RefSeq lists its product as uncharacterized. Lineage: Eukaryota; Viridiplantae; Streptophyta; Magnoliopsida; Asterales; Asteraceae. The record is from RefSeq and is a predicted model, not a curated record.